CUCUCCGGUGGGGACACCCAGUGCACCGAUAUCCCGGUCGUGUACAAAUAUUCGCUGGCACCUCUCUGGAGUCAAGUCACAUUCGCCUGGGUCCUGCCGCUACUCCGAAAAGGCUACAUGAGAACGCUUUUACAAGAGGAUCUAGGACAGAUAACUCGAGAACACACUAACGAACUGCAACACGAAUAUUUCAAUCGAUACCUCCAGAAAGAGUAUGAGAAAAUGCGCUCCAGUCCGAAUUCCAAGAGUCGGAUCAACCUGUGGAGAGUGUACAUUAAGACGUAUUGGAAGCAGUACCUAUUGGCAAAUCUCCUCAAGAUCGGUGGCGACUUAUUGGCGCUAAUAGGUCCCAUCUCUAUCAAGUACAUAAUCAAGUUCAUAGAGACGGAGGAUCUUGGACCCGUGGACCACGAAAUGCGCACAGUCUCUGAUCUCUUCAGAAACGGAUACGUGCUCGCAGUGGGAGUUCUCCUAUGCACGCUCUUGCAAUCGACGUUUUCAAACAACUUUAUGCACAUGGUCACCAUGCAGAGCGUUUACGUUCAGUCAGCAUUGCGGACGGCAAUUUAUUCAAAGACAUUGCGUUUGCGUCUACAGCAGGAUUCUGAAGAUGCCGACGAAGACGAAGUGUCUCCCACUACUCAAGACCAAGACACUCAAAGCUAUAAAAGAGCACAAACCACAACGUCAAUGGGAGCGAUCGUCAAUCAUAUGUCCACGGAUUGUCAGAAUGUGAUGAUGAUUUUUACGAAUUUACAUUACAUCUGGAUGUUGCCGCUCAAGAUCGGUCUGAUCCUUUACCUCAUCUACGGGGUUCUUGGAAUUUCGGUUCUCCUAUCGUCAUGCGUACUUGUACUCAUUACUCCGGUGCAAUACCUCAUCUCCCGCGCGAUGAGUCACAUUCAAGCCAGUAUCAUGUCGAUUUCGGACGAGCGAAUGAAAAAGACUCGAGAACUCAUACAAGGUGUUAAACUGUUGAAGAUCUUGGGCUGGGAGAAGAUUUUCGUUGAGAGAAUUCAGCGAAUUCGCUCAAGCGAACGCAGUCUGUUGAAAAAGGACGCCGUUUUCGUCGCGAUGAACAGUGGUUCGAUGGUUUCUACCCGCCGCCUCGAAGAGUUCCUCAGCCGUCCAGAAAUGGAGAGAAUCACUCCGUGGAACACUGACGUUUCGAAGGUGAGAUCGCUGAGCAAGCUAGACGAGGAGGACGAGGAUUUCUUCGAUGCCGCAUCGACGUCCAUGGCAGAGAGUUUCCUGAGCAUUUCGAAUGGAACCCUUGAAUGGAGCAAGGGCGUAGAGAUUUUACGUGACUUGAAUUUGAAUCUGCCGUCGAGGAAGUUGACAUUCAUCGCGGGUCCUUGUGGAGCCGGGAAGACAACUCUGCUCAGUGCAAUGCUCGGCGAACUCGAACUGGCCAAGGGAUCCAUUGAAUGGUUGGACAAAAAUACGCACUUCGUAGCCUACGUGCCUCAGAGGCCAUGGUUGGAGAAUGCCACCGUAAGGGACAAUAUCAUCUUCGGCCAACUUUAUGAAGUGAGGAGAUAUCGGCGUGUCAUUGAAGCCUGUGCUCUGGUCACCGAUUUGGACACGCUGCCCGCUGGUGACCUCACAGAAAUCGGCGAAAGGGGCGCCAAUCUCAGCGGAGGUCAACGCCAACGCAUUGCGAUCGCUAGGGCUAUUUACUCCGACGCCAGGCUCUUCAUCCUGGACGACCCAUUGAGCGCACUGGAUGCGCACGUUGCGCGAGCUGUCUUCGAGAACGCCAUACAGAAAAUGCUGGUCGACAAAAAUAAGACCGUGGUCAUGGUGACUCAGAAGAAGGAUUUACUCGCUUUCGCGCACCAUCUCGUCAUCCUCAAUGACCAUACGGUGGUCGCGAAGGGGACAUACGAUGAAGUGCGAGCGGAUCAUCCGGAGAGUCUCGAGUGCCUCGAGCGCGGAAGCCACCUCGAAUUCGCAGAAAAAAAGCGCCGGGAUUCCUUGAAACCGAAACGAACGAAGUCGCAGCGGAAGAUGUCCUUCACGGAAUCAAUCGAGCGCAAUAUGGAUCGAGCCUUCUCGCUAACCCGACAGAUACCCGACUUCGAAAGCUCGUUCCAUGGCUCGUGCGCCGAGCGAUGCAAUAAAGAGCGCCGCGGAUCGAUACUCAGUGAGCGGCUGUUUCUGAGAGGAGGGAUUCUUGAUGGCUCCACAUCACCGUCGAGGAAUCGAGCUCACACAGCUGGGACCGUGAUGACCACUUACGACCACGAAGGUGGUCGUCUCGAAGUCAGUCUCGGACCGAACGAGAACGACUCCGGGGAGUUGACACCAUGGCGUUUCGUGGAAAACGAAGACCGCUGCGAAGGCUCGAUUUCAUCCAGAGUUUACACCCGAUACGCGAAGGCCUGUGGGUUCUUCGUGGUUUUCCUCAGCGUACUCUUCUUUGGAAUAAUGCAGCUGUGCAAGAUAACCAGCGAUUUCUGGCUAAUGAGAUGGUCGGACAUCAACCGCAACAACGGCUCUUUGACUCCCGCCGAGAGUGUUGAAGCCACCAACUGGUAUUACCUGUAUGUGUACGCCGGGAUGUCGCUCGCCAACGUGCUUUUUGCCCUGGUGGCUAAUCUCUCCGCUCAGCUGACCACUAUCCGCGCAACGAAGCCCCUGCACGACAAUAUGCUCGAGAGAGUCGUGGGCUGCUCUCAAACGUUUUUCGAUCAAAACCCAGUGGGUCGCAUCAUAAAUCGCUUCUCAGCCGAUCUCAACAUCGUGGAUAGGAAAUUACCGAUAUCCUUCCCCGUACUCACCCGCUUCAUCCUGAUUUGCAUCUCCGUCGCGCUGGUGAACGUCAUCGUCAGUCCAGUGAGCGUGGUGUUCGUCGGAAUAAGUUUCGCCGUCUAUUGGUACCUUCAACAAUUCUUCAGAGCUAGCUCGCGAGAGCUGCAACGACUCGAGUGUAUAACGAAAUCACCCAUCAUAUCACACUUCAGUGAGUCCUUGAAUGGACUCCAUACGAUUCGGGCAUAUGGACGACAAUCCGACUUCAUUGUGCGGCUGCACGCGCUGCUGAACUCCAACAACGUCGCUGCGAUCAUGACGAACUCGGCGAAUUGCUGGCUCGGGGUAUCCUUGGACUAUCUCGGUGCUGGCAUAUUGUUCCUGAUCAUCGUCACAAAUAUCGUGGCGGCUCUCGAGGGCUUCAUCACCGCAUCGUCCGUCGGUCUCACAAUGACGUAUACGCUGCUGGUACCUCAGUAUCUGAAUUGGGUCGUCAAGAACCUGACAUCCGUCGAAAUGUACAUGAGCUCAGUAGAACGUAUAGAAUCCUAUCGAGAACUGCCAGCGGAAUCCGAAGGAAGAAAUUUGAAAGCAAUAAAAGAAAUUCCCGCAGCCCCACGACGUUGGCCCACUCGAGGCCUUGUCGAAUUCGAGAAUUUGACUCUCCAAUACGAUACGUCGGAUCAGCCUGUACUUGACAAUGUCAACAUUGUGAUAAAACCGGGCGAGAAGGUCGGAAUUUGCGGUCGGUCGGGCUCGGGUAAAUCGUCUCUAGUUUUGGGACUCUUCCAAAUGGUGCCUCUGACCAAAGGCCAGAUCCGAAUCGACGGAAUCGAUUUAGCGGGCGAGGACGUUCACGAAGUGCGUUCACGCUUAUCGAUGAUUCCCCAAGACCCGAUUCUAUUCGAAGGUUCGGUCAGGGAAAACCUCGAUCCAGAAGGAAAGUGUUCCGAUGAAGAGAUCUGGAAAGCUUUGGAAAAAGCUCGCAUCAAGGACAUGGUUACUGAGGCCGGCGGACUGGACGCCGAAAUUUCCGAAGAGGGCUCAAACUUGAGUACUGGAGAAAAACAGCUGUUCUGCUUGGCAAGGAGUGUCCUCAGCCCGUCUCAAGUGCUCGUCCUUGAUGAAGCCACCUCUUCACUCGAUGUGUCCCUCGAAGAUAAGAUGCUGGAAAUCGUUCGUGACGUAUGGAAAGAGGCCACCGUAAUAGCGAUUGCGCAUCGGAUCACCUCUAUCCUCGACUUCGAUCGGGUAAUCGUCUUCAAGUCUGGCUCUAUAUCGGAAAUGGGCGACCCGAGAAAAUUGGCAGAGGAUCCCAAGACGGAAUUCGCUGCUCUGCUGCGAUCUUAUAAGUCGAGCGCUACGCAACAGAAACAAGAUAUUUCAAAAUGACGCCAGGAACCUAACUAUAAGGAUUCGAGGAGAUUUUAGUCACAAUCUGCGACAUCCAGACAGGAUAUCAGCGUUUCAGAAGCUAUUCACCUUGGUCAUAGCCUUGUCCGAAGGCGAAGCUUGCCAGCUGGUUCGGCUUCCGAUCGUGACUGACUUUCUUUUCGGGGAAAAGGAGCCGAAAACCAGGAUUAAGUUAAAUUUUAGACUGGGAACAUCGACACCAGGCUCAAUGUAGUGCCUCGAGAUCCUCCUAUUCAUAAUUUAUUUUUACUGAACGGAAUAAAGGACCCGCUACGAAGGUAGCGCAGUCAUAUGACUUA
Galendromus occidentalis (western predatory mite) is the source of this 4466-nucleotide messenger RNA. Its product is annotated as ABC transporter C family member 3. The record is from RefSeq and is a predicted model, not a curated record. Gene Ontology annotation, molecular function: ATP hydrolysis activity; ABC-type transporter activity; ATP binding. Lineage: Eukaryota; Metazoa; Arthropoda; Arachnida; Mesostigmata; Phytoseiidae. The coding region runs from base 118 to 4146 and encodes 1342 amino acids. The transcript has 20 exons. Gene Ontology annotation, cellular component: membrane. Gene Ontology annotation, biological process: transmembrane transport.